AUGUCCGAGAGAAAACAGAAACGACACAGAGACGAGCAGGAGUAUGAUGAAUGUCUACGUAAAAGAUGUGCUCGCCCCAAACCCGACCCUGAUGUGUACAAUUGGCCAAAAGAAUGGUUCCCUAAACGCGGUACACCUUUAGUACCGGCAAAUAUGUCAGCACUGAGGAUUGAUACUCCGAAGCCCAAACCCCCUUGCCACGUCUUUGAGAACACUUUCUACCUGCAGUCUCCACCAAAACUGAGAUCCGAGUUGGAGCCUUGGAAAUUAGAUUUUGAUUACAAUCCAGAUGUUGAAAUGGACCGCUUGAAGAAGAUCAAGAAAACCGAGAAACAGCUACUAGAUAAUAUAACCGGACAUCGUAAAACACACACAGAGAGGCUGAAUAUCAAAACCGAGGCCGAGAAAAUUGUCGAUAUUGAGGAAUUCUGGGAAAAGACCGCGAAAUACAACGAAAGAAAGAAAAAAGACAUGGAAAUAAUGAGAAGAGUAUACAGAGAAAGGGAUGUAGGCGAACCUCCGGAUACUAACAACAUAGUAGAAAUGGCAAUUGACCUCAAACACAAGGUUUUCCUUAAAUCCAUGAAGGAAUCCUUCCCCGAAUAUACCAACACCAAGAAAAUCAAACAAGAUCAUGGACAUACGGUUACUUAUUGCACGAUCCCAAGCCAGGAUACAAUUACAGACGAGUCCAGAAGAAUAUUCAAUGCAAUUUUCCAGAAUGGUGAAUCUGAUUUGGAAAGGAAUUGGGGUGUUCAAGUGCACGAACCCGAGCCUGGACCCAGUAAUGGCGUCAGCUAUGCAUAUAAAACUCACAAGAAAGAAAGAGCAAACGUUAAACCUGACAACUGCUACAGCAAACAUGGAUUUGUACGAAUCGGAGAGAGAACAGAUGUUAAACAACCUUGUACAGUCGCAAACGGCCAGGGCCAGUGUAGUAUGUUAUGGGGUGGACACGAGAAUCCCAGAAAUCUUGUACAACAUAACAAUAACGAUAACAAAGUUAGUAGCAGCAGCUCAAAUGGUGAAAAUGGCGGCCCGGAUUAUGGAUUUAAAGAAAAUGAAUGCGAGGACGAGAAAUCAGGAAAAGAAAGUCUGCCACAGUCCCGUAUGACAUUAUGGUUUGGUCACAAUCAGAGCUGGGGGUAUGACGAAGACGAGGCAAUUACAUUGUGGAGUGGACAGAAUGAGUCGAUGGUAACUAACGGAGAUACACAGCAAAGAGACAACCAGCUAACUUAUGAGGAUAAAGAAAGUAAACUGAUAGAUAAAGAUGAGGAUGUUACUUUGAUCAGAACAGUGCCUUUCCUGUAUCUUUCCACUGAUGAUCUACCACACAGGAUUCGAACCGAAACCUUCACGUUCAAAAGGACAUCACACCAGACUACGGUCACAAACGACCAUGAUCUUCCCAUCUCUCGAUGUAUCAUCCUCUAG
Molecule: messenger RNA, 1437 nt
Organism: Ylistrum balloti
Lineage: Eukaryota; Metazoa; Mollusca; Bivalvia; Pectinida; Pectinidae
Exons: 5
Coding region: 1-1437 (478 amino acids)
Source: RefSeq, a predicted model, not a curated record